This is a messenger RNA of Mercenaria mercenaria, 4870 nucleotides long. RefSeq lists its product as uncharacterized. NCBI's taxonomy places the organism in Eukaryota, Metazoa, Mollusca, Bivalvia, Venerida, Veneridae. The transcript has 5 exons. Bases 1487 to 3685 code for a protein of 732 amino acids. The record is from RefSeq and is a predicted model, not a curated record.
UAGCCGAUGUAAUAGUCAACACCAUCUCAUAAAGGUAACAGUAGAUGUAAUAUGUAACACCAGGUCAUAAAGGUAACAGUCAAUACAAUAGUUAACACCAGGUCAUAAAGGUAACAGUCAAUAUAAUAGUUAACACCAGGUCAUAAAGGUAACAGUCGAUGUAAUAUUUAACGCUAUGCUAUGAAGGUAACAGUUGAUAUAAUAGUAAACACUAUGGCGUAAAAAUAACGGUCGAUAUGAUAGUAAAACACCCAGUCAUAAAGGUAACAGUCAAUGUAAUAGUAAACACCCGGUCAUAUAGGUAACAGUCAAUAUAAUUGUAAACACCAUGCCAUAAAGGCAACAUUCAAUGCAACACUAAACGCCUGGUCAUAAAGGUAACAGUCAACAUUAUAGUUAACACCAUGCCAUAAAGGUAACAUUUAAUGUAAUAGUAAACACCAGGUCAUAAAAGUAACAAGCGAUAUAAUAGUAAACAUCGUGCCAAAAAAGGUAACAGUCGAUUUAACGGUGUACUAUGUCAUAAAUGUAACUGUCAAUAAAAUAUUUACCACCAGGUCACAAAGAUAACGAUUCGUUGCCUUUAUGUCAUAAAGAGUUAUUGACGUCAACACUCGUGGUAACAUUUUUAUCAUAGGUGACAUCCGCCUAUAUCCAUUGGUGCCAAAAGUAACACUGUUUAUCGUAGGUAACGCUGGAUUUCGUUGUCACUUAAGUAAUCGUGAUUUUAGGUGCUAAUGACAACUGCAAUCCGAGCUUAAACAGUAAUGAUAUCUUUCUUUAAAAAAGGUUAUGAAAUAUACAAAUAGUAAUAUGUACAUCAUUUCUUAAAUGUGGUUUUCUGAAGAAAAAAAUAGUUGUACAUAAUCAUUUACGGUGUUUGUUACCAUGAAUGACGAUGGAACCGGGUGCACCUUUUAUAACCAAAGGUGUCACUUUAAGUGUUGGCGAAUCUGUUACAUUUAUAACACUUUGUUGCCUGCAUGUUAUGAGCCCGCGUUACCAUUAUGUCCAGUUGCAACAAACUUACUGGUAGUUUGAAUUACACUUUCGCAGCAUACGGGAUGGUUUGUAAUUGACAAAUUAUCGUGUAUCCAGUUUUAUCUUAACUUAAUAAUAAUAUCUGCACCUUGAUGGUGAAGUUAUCAAUGAACAUGUACCAAAUAUACCUGAUAUGUACAGUUAUGUCCACGGCUUGAUCAGCCUAAUUUUUGUGCAGAUUAAUAAAAGGAUUGUCUUUAAUAAUUACAUUCUUUUGUCAAUUAAAAAUAUUAGUGUAUAUUUCUGUAAGAGAACGUCGUUUAGUGCAAAUUAGCAGAAACAAAGUGGGCAAGUUAUUUAAACAUGUGUGUUUCACCCAACAUCACGGGAUUGUUUUUAAUCUAAUUUCGAAGUCCACCUUUUCAUUCCAGGAAGGAAAAGCAAAACAGACAUACAUUUUUAAUGAAAAGAAAUUUCUACAGUGAUUAUUUUCAGUAAAUAAUGGAUGUUUGACAGCUGUAAAACAUUAAAAAUGAAGAGCUUGUUGACUUUUAUCAUAGUUUAUGUUUUAAUUCAGGGAUCUUGCAGUUCAGGUAUAGCUGAGACUGUAACAACCAUUGCAUCAUUAAAUUCCACGUACAUAACAACAGAAGAAAAUGCUGCAACACGUGUCACCACAGCGACAGCGUUUCCAGCCACGACAGCGUCGAAGACCACUGUCCAGUCUGGUGCUAGUAUUAAUUCCUCGUUGGCAUUUUCGACAGGAAGCGGUCUUACAGAAAAUGGACAAAAAGGAAGCGGAUUCACAGCUCUGUCUACAACAACAACUAGUCCAGGACCAUGGCGAGUUCUGACAUACGCCUUGUCUGCAGUAUCUGGCGUGUUUUUCUUGGCCUUCGCAACUACUGUUAUCAUUCUAUGUAAAAUGAGAACAAGGCUCCGACAAGCCAGCAAAACAUUGUACCCUAUAACCCCUGGCCCAGAUGAUCACGAGUACCUUGACCUUGAAGAAGGUAUUAAGAAAAAUAAUAAAAAGGCAGUCCAACUGACACAUAUAACCACGACACAUGAGGAGGAAGAAUUCGACAGUCCCACGUUCUCUCCAACACCACCAGCAAAACCAAAAAGGUUUUUCAAAAAUCCGCCACCAGUGCCUAAUUCAAAUCCACCUACAGACAAGUCUUCAGAUGGCGCUCCGCAACUUCCGGUGAGAGCAAAGAACAAAGGGCCACAGUCAAAGUUGUCGAGUGAAAAUAUGCAGGGCACAUUGUCUAGUGGAGGUAACAAACUAGCUGGAUCUAAUCCCGGUAUUGGUGAAACCAACGCCGCUUUUGUGAAUGACGAAACAAAUACAGAGGACGGCGAAAUGUAUGAGAGUUACGAACAUAGUAAUACUGCUAAUCUUACAGAUGGAAUGGACGACGAUGAUGAUAUGGAUAUACAGGGACCAUAUGAGGAACCUGUCAAAUCGUCUACCAUAGCAAAAGAACAACUACUACAACGCCAAGGCUCUUCUACUGGCCUCCCCGACUUGGCGGUACAGAGGAUACCAAGUCGAGAACAAAUGCAGGACACACCUCUACCAGUAGAGGAGGAAGAAACGUACGAUAAUGAAGAUUUUGGAAACGUAGAUCCUGACAGCGGCCUUCCAGACUUGACUGGUAUGCAAAAUAUUGAUGACUUGCAGUUUUUCGAUGAUCCUGAUGCAAUGACUGCACAAGUGAAUGGAAAUGGUACAAAUACUGAAGACACGGAAGAUUCCCAAGACAGCGAAGUUGAACAUAGCGAUGCACCUUCACCAACAGUAGAAUCAUUAGAUGAUUUACUUACUUACGAUGACGCUGAUAUGGCAAUUGCUGAUUUUGGUAUAAAUAAAGAUGGUGAUGAUGAACCUGGACUUUAUGAAGAUUUUGACAUAAACAAUGAAAAUGAAAUGCAUUUUAAUAUUCAUUCAGCAUUUGAUGAAGAAGACAGUUCUAACAAAGCAGACAUGAUCAAUAAAGAAACUAGUAAAAAUAAUGUUGUUUUAGAAAAUGACUUGCGAGAGAGAAAUACGACAAAUGAAAGAAGCGGUGCUGACGAAUCUGAAUUUCCAAAAGUUCCCCCGAGAAGGAAAAGCACCAUUGAUAAAAACAGACGUUCAGCAGAUCAAAUCACAACCCCUUCAAUAAGCAACAGUGCUACUAAUGAAGGCAGUGGCGUUCCAGAACCAAUUUCAAUUCCGUCAGUGCCUCCGAGAAGGGAUCUGUUGAGAAAACAAUCAGAAAGUGAAAGCGCUACUGGAAGUUUCGAUGAAAUGGUUUUAACAAUUGAAAAGCCACGUGAAAUAAAUUGGGAUACCUUUCCAACGAACAAUAACCCUGAGGAUAUCGUUCAAUUAAGACCCGGAAAGAAAGUUGGCGAGCAAGGACAACAGCGACCAAGGGAUUCCUAUUUUCUAUAUAUGGAAGAGAAACCUGUAGAAUUAAGUGAAACCAACACAAACGAUAUCUCUGAUAUGUCAGGUCUAACAGAAAUUUCAGAAAGAAGCGCGGAUUUAAAUGAACAAAAGGACACAUACAUAGGGUCCGUUGCCGCGGAGCUAUCAGAGGAAUCAGGAACAGACACUUUUUUGCACAUAAACGGCAAUGUACCAAACACUAGAGGGAGCGGUGUGGACGAUGGCGGGUUUGCCACGUGGGAGAACAAUGAUUUGAUUGAUUAAUUUCUUACUCAUGUACAACAUUAAAACGUAGUCCAAACACAUGUUGAUGACUGUAAAACUGUUUUAUGUGAAAGAAAUUUCGGACAAUGAAAACAGGUAACAGACAGAUUUUACUACUUUUUAAGCGAAAAGCUGAACAUGUCUUUUCUUAUAUGUGUGAAGUGCACAUAUAUCAUUUGUUUGCCGACCAUAUAUCGUUAGCAGUUCUGACAGCACAAACUGGUCUUUUGCACAACGGAAUCGGAUGGUUAUUUUUUUUCUGAUAAACGUAGACAUAAAAAGAACAAGUGCAAAGAUGGUUCCAAAACGCAUUAGUUCAUUAUUUUCAAGAAUCGUUAGAGACUUAACGCAUAACUCUGAAAUUUUAGCAAAACGGACAGAAUUAUAAUCUUAUUCUUGUGUCCAUUCUACCGAAAAAUUUUGGAAUUAUUGACCACUGCAUGUACGACUGUUUCAGACAUUGACGUCUUUUGAGCGGACUCUCAUUAAAGACUAUCUUUUCAUCAUACCGAUAACAGAAAUCAUAUUAACUAUCAGUACGUUUUUUUUUAAAGAUAUAAACUUUCAUUGUUUCUUUCUUUAUACCGUUUAUCUUUCUUCUCUUAUCUUACAAUUCGUUUUUCUGUGUCAUUACCUGGCUAAUGUAGUCAUAUCUUUCAAUUCGGACGGAGAAAUCAAAGUUGCAAACAGAUAUACUCCAUUUUUGUGCCCCCACUCCCAUGAGUGGUGGUGGUGGGGGGGGGGGGGCAUAUAGAUUUGCUCUUGUCCGUCCUUCCGAGAAUGUUGUGUCGCGCCUAGCUCCAAAAGUAUUUGACGUAGAGUCACAAAACUUUACAGGAAUGUUAGUCAGCAUGUGUAGUUGUGCACCUGGGGUUUCGCGUCCGGAUUCAUUCAGUCGUGUAGGAGUUAUCGCCCGUGACUUUGUAAAAAUUGGUCAUUUUAAUGUUGUAUCGCGCCUAGCUCCAAAAGUAUUUGACCUAGAGUCACCAAAGUUUACAGGAAUGUUGGUCAGCAUGUGCAGUUGUGCACCUGGGGUUUCGCGUCCGGAUUCAUUCAGUCGUGUAGGAGUUAUGGCCCCUGACUUAGUUAAAAAUUGGCCAUUUUAAUGUUGUGUCGCGCGUAGCUCCAAAAGUAUCCGACCUAGAGUCGUUAUUUCACUACACAAGACCGAACUUCUUUUCCAGA